AUGCAACUCAGCUGUAUUAAAAAAUUCAAGGCAAAGUGUGAGUUGAUCUUCGAUGGACCUUUGAAAAGCAAAUCUGAGGAAGAAAAGGUCAAAUAUCUCCUCCUGUGGUCAGGCGACGAUGGGAUAGAAACCGUUUCGACAUGGAACCUCACGAACGAGGAAAAGAAAAAACUCGACACUUACUGGACGAAAUUUGAGGAAUUCAUCGCUCCUAAAAGUAAUUUCAGGCUUUCCCGGUUUAAAUUAAGAACAAUGAGACAAGAAGACGACGAGUCAGUCGACAAGUUCAUGAAGAGACUUCGGGUUCUCAUUCAAGAGUGCAAGUUCACAAGCCCUGAUGAGCACUUGAUUGAUGCACUGAUCUUUGGAACAAACUCGGACCAGGUACGGUCAGGACUACUAAAACAAGCUUCUGACCUCACCAUAAAUAAAGCAAUGGACAUUGCGAGGACUGAGGAAGCCACCAAAAAGCAGAUUCAAGGCAUGAAUUCACCGGAUAACAGUGAACAGAUCCACUCACUCUCCAAGAAACCAAACAAACAUGGUGGACAAGGCAUGUCAACCCCAUCAAACCAGAAAUGUGGGAACUGUGGUUUGGCCCAUGAUCUCUCAAAGCGUCAGAACUGCCCCGCGUAUAACACAAAGUGUAAUGGUUGUAAUAAAUUACACCGCUGGCAGCGUGCAUGCAGGUCUAAAUCCACUCCAAAUGCACCUCCAAGACCCGACAAAUGGACAAGCAAGUCAGCAUCUAAAAGUAAGCGGCAGCAAUUACACUUAAUGGAAAAGGCUGGCCCUGAACCUCAUGAAGAGCACUUAUACUUUCACUCACUUAAUGUUGAUGUGAUGUCAUCCAGAAUGGAAUUGGUGACAGUAAAAAUUAACACGAAGCCUGUCGUUGUUAAAGUUGACACUGGAGCAGAAAAGUCAUUCCCGAUGACAAAAACCCCAAGAAAGGAACCAGAUGGUAACAAUGCUAAAGAGGAACUGGUUAGUGAUUACAAGGAUUGCUUUGAUGGCAUUGGCUGCUUCGAAGGCAAAUACCACAUAACGCUAGACGAAACUGUACCACCAGCUAUACACCCACCCCGUCGCGUACAAGAGGCUUUACGCGAGCCUUUUAAAGCGGAGUUAGAUUCUCUAUGCGAGAAAGUAAUUAAAGAGAAAGUGGACACACCCACAGACUGGGUUAACUCAUUUGUGUGCGUCACUAAGUCAAAUGGCUCGAUACGCCUGUGCCUGGAUUCCAAGGAUUUAAAUAAGGCGAUAAGAAGGCCUCACUACUGUACACCAACCCUAGAUGAUGAUGUGUUCCAGAAGAAGGUGGAAGAGACUUUUGGUGACCUUACGGGAGUCACAGGUAUCGCUGAUGAUAUUGUUGUCGUUGGAUUUAAAGACGAUGGCAGUGAUCAUGAUGAAAAUCUGAGUGCUGUGAUCGAACGGGCUCAAGCAACUGGGAUCAAGUUUAACCCAGAUUCAUGUCGUGUCAAGUGUACGAGUAUUCCAUUCUAUGGCCAUAUUCUAAAUGCAAAUGGCCUGGAAGUGGAUCCUGGAAAGAUAGAGGCAAUAACGGCUAUGGAUCCUUCUACUUCAGUCCAGGAUUUACAGUCAUUUCUAGGAGCUGUACAGUACCUAAGCAGAUUCAUACCUAAUCUCGCAUCAUCGUCAGCACCAUUACCGGAUCUUACUAAAUCGGGCAGUGAGUUUGUCUGGUCCCCAGAACACCAGACCAGUGUCAACAGCAUUAAGCAGGCAAUUGCGGCACCUGCAGCACUGAAGUAUUUCAGUGGCAAGCAGCCAGUGACGAUCCAGGUUGACGCUUCUGCAGCGCGGCCACGGAGCAGUACUAUUUCAGGACGAGGGACCUGUUGCGUUUGGCAGCAAACUCCUCACGGAGACGGAACGUCGCUACUCGAACAUUGA
This is a messenger RNA of Nematostella vectensis (starlet sea anemone), 1920 nucleotides long. RefSeq lists its product as uncharacterized. The record is from RefSeq and is a predicted model, not a curated record. Lineage: Eukaryota; Metazoa; Cnidaria; Anthozoa; Actiniaria; Edwardsiidae. Bases 1 to 1920 code for a protein of 639 amino acids. The transcript is spliced from 3 exons.